This is a messenger RNA of Amphiprion ocellaris (clown anemonefish), 2533 nucleotides long. RefSeq names its product cholinergic receptor, nicotinic, epsilon (gene chrne). The record is from RefSeq and is a predicted model, not a curated record. Gene Ontology annotation, cellular component: synapse; postsynaptic membrane; neuron projection. Gene Ontology annotation, molecular function: acetylcholine-gated monoatomic cation-selective channel activity; transmembrane signaling receptor activity. The transcript has 12 exons. Gene Ontology annotation, biological process: signal transduction; monoatomic ion transmembrane transport; chemical synaptic transmission. Lineage: Eukaryota; Metazoa; Chordata; Actinopteri; Pomacentridae. The coding region runs from base 137 to 1693 and encodes 518 amino acids.
GCGACAGUCGGGGUGUUUGGUAGGGAGAGAUUUAGGGCUCUUCCUCUCUGUCUUUACUCUCGCUCUCGGUCUCGCCCUCUCUCAAACUUUAUAUUUAAAUAUAGUGCAGAGAGGAGCAGCGGAGGGGUCUUGGAACAUGAUGGCAGCACGCAGUUUUUGGAUAAUUUCUGGAGUCAUAACUAUUCUCGGGACUUUAAUGGGUCUGGUGCAAUGCAAUGAGGAGUCACAGCUGAUCAGCCACUUGUUCAAAGGCUACAACAAGAAUAUUCGGCCGGUGGUUCAUCCUGAAGACAGAGUGCAGGUUCAGAUCAAGCUGACCCUCACUAAUCUUAUUUCCCUGAAUGAAAAGGAGGAGACUCUCACGACCAAUGUGUGGAUUGAGAUUCAAUGGACAGAUUAUCGCCUUGCCUGGAACGCGUCUGACUAUUAUGGCAUUAGUGUCAUUCGUGUCCCAUGCAACACUGUUUGGCUUCCUGAUAUAGUCCUUGAAAACAACAUUGAUGGCAAAUUUGAUGUGGCUUACUAUGCCAACGUGUUGAUCGACAGCAGUGGCUGGAUGUAUUGGCUGCCUCCCGCUAUCUAUCGCAGCACCUGCGCCAUCGAGAUCACCUACUUUCCAUUUGAUUAUCAAAAUUGCACCCUAGCAUUCAGAUCCCAGACAUACAGUGCCAAUGAAGUGGACCUUAUCUUGGCUGUUGGUGAAACUGGGGACACUAUUGAAUGGGUGGACAUCGACCCUGAGGCUUUCACAGAGAAUGGUGAAUGGGCCAUUGUGCAUCGUCCAGCAAGGAAGAUGAUCAACACAAGGUAUUCCCCUGAUGACCUGGAGUAUCAAGAGAUCACAUUCAACCUGAUCAUCCAGCGGAAGCCCCUCUUCUACAUCAUCAACAUCAUCCUGCCCUGCUCCCUCAUCUCCUCACUGGUCGUCCUGGCCUACUUUCUACCUGCACAAGCUGGAGGACAGAAGCUGACUGUGUCCAUUUCUGUCUUGCUGGCUCAGACUGUCUUCCUCUUUCUUAUUGCUCAGAAGAUCCCUGAGACCUCUCUUUCUGUCCCUCUCAUCGGCAAGUACCUGAUCUUUGUGAUGUGCGUCACCACUCUGAUUGCUACUAAUCAAAUUGUAGUGCUGAACUUCUCGUUGCGCAGCCCCAGCACUCAUACUAUGUCCCAUACCGUCAAGCAUUUGUUCCUGGAAAUGGUACCUCGUUUCCUAGGCAUGUCUCCACUGGUGGAUGAGAGUGAGGUGAUGACAGAAGUAAACGGGGUGAGGGAGAGGCGGCGCAGCUCCUUUGGCCUCAUGCAGAGAGCAGAGGAAUAUGUAAUGAAGCAACCUCGCAGUGAAAUGAUGUUUGACAAACAAAGAGAGAGGCAUGGUCUCACACGAUCAAUAGUGGACAAUAUAGAUGUCAGCAGCACAGCCAAUCUGUACAAGAGUUUGGCCCAAGCUGCACCUGAGAUUAAGCAAUGUGUGGAUGCCUGCAACUUCAUUGCUGAGAGCACGAGACAACAAAAUAACAUCGGCUCUGAAAUUGAAAGCUGGGUCCUGAUUGGGAAGAUGAUUGACAAGGUGUGUUUCUGGGCUGCCAUUCUCCUCUUCAUCAUCGGCACUGUGGGGAUCUUCUUAACAGGACACUUCAACCAGGCCCCAGACUUUCCAUUUCCUGGGCAGAGCAAAAAAUAUGCCCCAAGUUAAAAACAAAAAUGGAUUUAAACAAAUUGUUUUGCUCUGCUGGGACCUUUCAAAGGUUCAUUGUGCCUCAUAAUGGUGAGUAGUGUCGCUCACUGAGACUUCCAGGCUAAGGGUUGAGUUCUGUCUUUGAGGCAGGAUUUAUAUUUACCACCCAGACUUACCUCUAUCAACACUUCUCAAGCAGCCGAGAGGUUUCAAACUUGCAACUUAGUUCUAAGUUUGUCAGCUGGGUGUAAGUUCUUAGGAUGCAUUUAUUAAUCGACUGGUUGGGUCUAGUUUAAAAAGUUGUGUUUUAAGUCAACAUAGCAAUAAUCAUCAUCAUAAAUAUCAUAUUAAAUACAAUUAUUUUUGGUUUGUUUUGUGGUAUAUAUGACUCAGCUGUGUGCGUUUAGAUAAGUCCUGACUUCAGGUCAUAGAUGCAUUUGAAGACUGAACCAUGCUGAGAGAAUUCCUUGCACUGCAGCACAGAACUUCUCAACUCAAAACUGCUACAAGACUGUUUUUAUAUGGAGUCAUAUACACUGUGUGUACUGUGUGUAUUAAAAAAAAAAUCAUCAAGUGAUUUUAUUGACAUGCUGCCCAUCAUCCAUGGGUUCAUAACAACCAUCCAUGUAUCACAAUGAAAAACAGUGUCUAAAGUCUGGAUACCGUGCAUGUACAAUGUCUUAUGGGAAGAAACUGUGCAUGUAACAUGAGCCAGGAAUCUCUGAGUUAAAGCCUUAUUCUUCUUAUUAUGACUUAUUUAUUAGGAAGUGUUGUUUGAGGUAAAUGGCUUAGUGGGAUAUUGUCUUGAUAUCAUUGUGCCAUGUUUUUUUAAAAAUAAAUUCCUUAUUUUGUCCAUUA